Messenger RNA from Chara braunii, 1774 nucleotides. NCBI's taxonomy places the organism in Eukaryota, Viridiplantae, Streptophyta, Charophyceae, Charales, Characeae. The record is from the annotation of a GenBank genome assembly.
AACAAGUACUCCAUCAAGGACCUUGAGACAAUGACUCAAGAUGAAGAUGAGAGCGUACGGACAUUUGGGAUGCGUUUCCAGAAGAUCUUCGACGUGCUGAUGAAGAAGGGGAAAAUCUCAGAGGUCGAGCGUUGUACUAUCUUCAUUGGACACCUGUCCAAAGGCAGACAAAAGAGUAUACUUAGAGAUCUCCCGCGCGACAAACUUGACUUCCCAGAAGUCCUAAAGCUCGCGAUAAAGGCGGAGGCAGACGACUACAAGGACUUGGUAUGGAGAGGAAUGAGGAGGCGUGACUUCUCUCGCUAUAAAGAGUAUGUCACUGAUAGGUAUCCUGAUUUCAAGGACUACCCCUGGUCGGAGAAGAAAGAGGCUGUGGCUGAGGAAGUGAAGGAAAUAAGGAACAUGGUGAAGGGAUUGACUAGGCAGGUUACAGAGAUUGUGACCAGCACAGGAGCCACGACUUACCGGGACAAACCCGGAGGGUAUGAGAGAGGAGAUCGAGACGGAGACCGACGGGAUGACUCGCGCGGACGGUAUGACCGCGGGGGAUUCGCGAGGGCGCAGCGAGACGAUUCGCGGGGGUGGUACGACCGAGGAGAUCGACACGAUGAGUCGCGCGGGCGAUACGACCAUGGGGACCGCCGGAAUGACUCGCGGGGGCGAUAUGAGCAAGGAGGAUCCGGAGGAGACCGCCGCAAUGAUUCGCGCGGCCGGAAUGAGAGGGGGGGAUAUGGCGCGUCAUCCGAUCCGCAUACAAAGUCCCCUGACCCUAGAGCAGCGAGAGGUUCGACCUCCAGGGGCGCAGACGACAGGCGACCCACUCUCAGGAACUCUUGCGUUUACUGUAGAGGGGAUGAUCAUAUCAAGAGAGACUGCCCGGAUCUCAAACGGACAAUAGAUGAGGGACUUGUCGUGCUUGAUGACCGCAAGUACGUCAAGUGGGAAGAUGAUCUAGGAGACGUAUCGAUGUUCCCUUCGAUGAAGGAAAAUGUUGAAGCAAGGAGAGUAAAGUCGAGUAAAGGAAAGGAGUCGGUUAGGAGCCAGAGCAUCAAGAUAACUUUCGAAGGAGAUAUGGCAACCACACCCAUAAGGGUGACUGCUACCAAGUCGGCGAGGGGGUCUACCUCGAAGAAGACUGACACGGAUUACGUGAUGGCGGAGAAGGACGGACAGUGGAUCGAUGGAGAAGAGGUUAUUCUUUCACCACGAAAGCGGGGAGUAAAGAAGUUCUUGAUGAAGAGUUCGUUGGAUGAGAUUGGCACGGUCGAGCCACUGAGACGGGCCCUUCGGCAGCCCAUGCAGUGCUCAAUUUUGGAAUAUCUGGCGGCAUCCAAGACGGCUCGCGACGAGUUACAGAUGAUCACGCGGAAGACUCGCAUACCUCUAUCAGAGGAGGUUCAGGUGGCCCCUAAGACGGAUGCUUCUACUGUAGCAGUAUCGGAGGUGAUAGCUAGGGCAGAUCGCAUAGUGACAGUUCUUCUUGAUGGGAUGGAAGGUGUGCCUCCAGACAAGUUUUACAUACUUGGAAGUGGGACCGUGGAGACGAUCCUAAACGAUGGUGCGGUUCUGGAUGCUGUGAUCGAUAACGGCAGUGAGGCUGUCAUUAUAGACGAGGAUCUGGCAGUGCAAGUUGGACUGGGCCUCGAUAGGUCAUACCUAUUCGAGAUAGAGACGGCUGAUGAGAGAAAGCAAUAGAUCACCGGGGUUUGUCACAAGGCAGCCAUAAAGGUCCAACGGGUACGAGUGACCCUGGCAGUCUUUGCAGUCAAGAACU